This is a messenger RNA of Nipponia nippon (crested ibis), 1040 nucleotides long. NCBI's taxonomy places the organism in Eukaryota, Metazoa, Chordata, Aves, Pelecaniformes, Threskiornithidae. The record is from RefSeq and is a predicted model, not a curated record.
AUGCCCUGGAGCGUCCGGUGGGUCGGCGGCCGCGGCGCCCAGUCCCAGAAGCAGUGCAAGAAAUCCUCCUUCGCCUUCUACCAGGCGGUGAGGGACCUGCUGCCCGUCUGGUUCCUGGAGGACAUGCGGACCAUGGAGGUCUUCCACUGGGAGGACGGGGGCAAGGUGAGCGUGUACUCGCCCUCGGAGGCCCUGCUCUACGCGCUGGUGCACGACCACCAGCCCUACGCCCGGCACCUGCUGACUAAGUUCCCCCAGAGCGCCCUGGCCGUGCCCAGCCAAAGCUUCAGUUGCUGCCAGUCCUCGGCCCCGCACCUGGCCAUGGCCGUCCGCUACAACCGGGUCCGUGUCCUCUUCCGAAUCCUCAAGGCCAUCCAAGCCUUCCCGCCGAGCGACAGAGCCGGCCACCUGGACCGCCGGGGCUGCAGCCGCGUGGAGGGCGGCAAGACGGCCUUGCAUGUGGCCUGCGAACUGGUGCGACCCGAGUGCUUGCUCCUGCUGCUGGGGCACGGCGCGUCGCCCUGCUUGCAGGACAGCGCCGGGAAUACCCCCCUCGACACCUUGCUGCAGCAGAUUUCCCACACGCCGGCGGCUAACAUGCGUGCCAAGCUCCUCUGCCUCGACUGCCUCUUCUUCUUCGUGCCUCAGGACCUCCAGUUCACAAUGAAACAGCAACUGUUGGACAACCGGCAGCGGUGGCAGGACCUCCUGGGGGAGAACAGGUUCCAGUGCCUGCUGGGCUUAGCUCCCCCGUCGCUGUUUGUUGGAGCCAUGCGUGUCUUGAUCAGGACCAUUUCACCUGAGCAUUUCCCGGAGGCUCUGGACGAUCUGCCUCUGCCUCAUUUUCUAAAGCCUUUGGACUUGAAACUGGAGAGCUAGAGGGGUGGUACGAGAGCCUCCCGCUCACCUGACAGAAAUAGACUGUUGUGCUAAAAACGUAUCGGUAUACAAAGCUGCUAAUGCGGUGGCCAAGUAUCUGUUUUAAUUAGAACUGUAUUUUUUAAAAGAAUUGUAUCUGGCACUUUACAAUAUAUUUUAUU